Molecule: messenger RNA, 2262 nt
Organism: Cyphellophora europaea CBS 101466
Lineage: Eukaryota; Fungi; Ascomycota; Eurotiomycetes; Chaetothyriales; Cyphellophoraceae
Exons: 1
Coding region: 1-2262 (753 amino acids)
Biological process (GO): GPI anchor biosynthetic process
Cellular component (GO): membrane; endoplasmic reticulum
Source: RefSeq, a predicted model, not a curated record
AUGCCCAAGAGCAACCAUGACCUUUUGCGCAUCUUCUGGCCGAACAACUUGGCUCGCUCAAGCGCACCCGGUGUGAUUGUCGGAUGGCGCAAUUCUGAAUCCGAUCUGUUUGUCAUUACGGUGCUAGAAGAUGUCGAGACACGCAGCGUUGAGAAUGCUCUGCGAGCUGGCACACUUUUCCGAAGCAGUCCCCAUCCAGUCGCACGUAUCUUCCAGGUAUGCGAUCGAUCGAACAUGCAUGUAUUGGGUACUGUGAACUUCCCAGAGCUUCCUACCACGUGGGACAGCACGAGAAUCGCAGUCUUUACAUCACUCAAGUCGUCCAAGCCUCAGAUAUAUUGCCCAACAAACGCCGAUUACGCCAUUCAGAUCGUGAUGUUCGACCCUCCAAAUCCCCUCAAAAUGCAGUACAUGUCACAAGAAGCAAUAUCGCUUUCCCUGGACGACAGCGCGCGGACGAGGUUCACGAACACACCCGGCCAACGCGAUGAGAUAGAAGAGGAGGAGGAGCAAGAGCGACGGCGCAAGGCUCAUCUCGUGUCAAAGCUCAAGUUUCACACCGUUGUUCGACGACAGCCCACUCGCCUGGAGGUCGCUCUUCCCGUUAUUCUUCGUCAAAUCAACUGUGUUCAAGAAGUGGCAGAGUUGAUCCAGAAAAACUCACCUCUGGUUGGCCCACGGCGCAAGCGAAGUAUGUCGGUCAGUGAGAGGGUGGUGGAAUCAGCACAAUCGCUGUACACCUUUGCGGCGUGGUCUCUAUGGACUUUGUUCAUGACCUCGGUCUACCCAGCCCUACUUUCGUUCUUCAAGGUCGCCAUAGUCGCACAUCGAAUGGUGGCCGAGGCGUUAUUGCAGGUCCUCGAGUGGCAUCUACCCAUUCAAUCCAUACAUCUGCCAGAUGGGCCUGUGCACGGAAAUGGACCUCUCGCGCUCAAAGACAUAUCAGCCUGCUGCCAACAGGUCCAUCUGCGGCUUGAGCAAUUUUCGUACUAUCCUGCCCAGUAUUCAGUGCUGCGCAAGAGGAACAACACCUGGUCUUCCAUCUCGGUCAACAAUGGUGACUACAUCCGGUUCUACAACUCCUUGUGGCUCGUUGCAAACGAUGUCAUCAUCGGCAUCGCGCUCGGCAGUUUCAUCAAUGAUAACGCGAAGGAAACCUCGGAAGUCUUCUCCACCGUGCUCAACGAGUACACAAUCGAGGGCUUGAAGCGUAUGAUCCGAUGGCUGAUGUCUUAUCCGGGAGGUCUGAAGCUCAAUACCGAGCUAGCGGCUUUCCUUGGAGAUCUAUUCCUCUGGGUUAUCGAGUAUUGGUCAGGCACAGUCAUCCACUACACCGUGCCACAUUUACCAACCGUGAUCUACUUCAUCGGGUUCUCCUCAUUCGCCGGAGCCUCCAUGCCCAUCGCCAUCUUUUCAGAUAUUAUCAGCUUGCUCACCAUCCACAUCUAUAGCUUCUACAUUGCCAGCGCUCGCAUUUUCAAUUGGCAGCUCACAAUCAUUAUGAGUCUGUUCCACUUGUUCCGCGGCAAGAAGCGAAAUGUCUUGAGAAAUCGAAUCGACAACUGCGAUUACGACUUGGAUCAGCUACUGCUUGGUACCAUAUUGUUUACGCUGCUCUUCUUCCUUCUUCCGACAGUGGUGGUCUUCUACCUCACAUUCGCCUUUGCGCGCAUGAGCAUCAUCACUAUCAAGGCUUCACUAGAUACAUGCCUCGCCUGUCUCAACCACUUUCCCUUAUUCGCCCUCAUGCUACGUAUUAAGGAUAGCCAACGUUUGCCUGGCGGCAUCCACUUCCGAUUGUCGGCUCCACCACCAUUAUGGAUUGGCCCAGGGCAUGAACCUGCACGUAAAGAAGCAGAACCAGAUGUGGACGAUCAGUCUCCCACCAAUACAGAGCCAUCGACUCUCCGGCCCAACAUUUCUUACAUCGCUCUUUCGUCGACGCCCCUUUCGCUCCGGCAGAUCUUCGAACAGUAUUUCCAGCUUGGUGGUCGCAUCCGAAAGCAUUACCUAUCCGCCAAGGUCAUUUUCCGGCUGCUGACUGGUAGAUUCGUCCCACCGCUGGGCCGUGAGGAAAUGUACGGGUUGCAGUACUCGGUGCUACCGAGGCAGAGGGUCGGGCUGGCAGAGAUGUGGAAGAUAUUGAAUGAAGCACAAGAAGAGCUGGGAAAGAGGGACGCUGGAGGCAUCCCAGCGUAUCAGAACGGCAACGCGGGAUCAGGGGUAGGCAUGCGAGGUGUUAUUGGGAAGCGAUGGCGUUAG